Gongylonema pulchrum is the source of this 603-nucleotide messenger RNA. Lineage: Eukaryota; Metazoa; Nematoda; Chromadorea; Rhabditida; Gongylonematidae. The record is from the annotation of a GenBank genome assembly.
AUGGGGGCAAAAGAGCUCAGCUCUGUACAGCAGGAGCUUUUUGAGGCGGUGAGACGAGGCGAUGCAUUGAAGGUGCAAACCUGGUUGUCCAGUAAGCGAAACCAGCGACCGCGGACACCGCUCAACUUUUUACGUUCCUCCGCAUCGUCCAAUUCAGCAUGGCUGUGCUCGAUUGUGGAUCCAUCAAACGGGUAUACAGUACUGCAUCUUGCCGCUUUAUUAGGCCACAAAGAGGUAGUUCGAAUAUUGCUCGGCGUUGACUCACAGUUGGCAGGGGUGAGAGACCGACGAGGCUGCUUACCAAUACAUCUGGCAGCGUGGAAUGGACAUGUGGAUGCGCUGCAGCUUUUAAUUGAUGCAGAUCCCAGUACAGUUGAUGCAGUGAACAACGCCAAGGAGUCACCACUGCAUCUGUCGGCGCAACACGGUCAUGGCAAAGUGGUCGCUGCUUUACUCGCUAAGCAUGCCGAUGCACGGCUGAGGAAUGCUCGAUCUGAAACCGCACUUGAUGUAGCGGCACGUCUUGGCAAGGCAAACGUUUGUCGCUUGAUCAUAUGCAGUUGUCCAGAAUUAGCACUGCAGGUUAGCAUUUUAUACUUUUAA